This is a messenger RNA of Chaetomium strumarium, 2369 nucleotides long. RefSeq lists its product as uncharacterized. Gene Ontology annotation, molecular function: CoA-ligase activity. NCBI's taxonomy places the organism in Eukaryota, Fungi, Ascomycota, Sordariomycetes, Sordariales, Chaetomiaceae. Gene Ontology annotation, biological process: secondary metabolic process. The record is from RefSeq and is a predicted model, not a curated record. The transcript is spliced from 4 exons. Bases 359 to 2047 code for a protein of 562 amino acids.
ACCGCCGGCUGCAGCAUCACCUGAUCCUCCCCGCACUCCGGGUGCGGCGUCCGGAGUGCCGAGCCGAGGAUGGGGCCGAUGCUAGACGACUGCCCGUUGCUGAGGUGUGGCUUACCGCCGAGGACGAUCGGCAAGAGAGCCGAUGCCAGCCAGCAGUGCAGAACCGACGCCGGCAUGCAACUGGCAGACAAAAUGCUCGGCACAACUUCAUGGCACGCUCGCUAGAGUUAUCGUCCAAAAGGGCUGACAAUCCUGGCAUAAGGCAUAUAAUUUGAUCCUGCGACAUCUUGUCAACUCAGCCAUCACAGAUGAGAGGAAAUAUAGCAUUUGCGUGUUAUCGUCACUCAGAUUGCUCACAAUGCAUUACCCAUCCACAUUCCCGCCUCUCAGCAUCCCCGACGAUGUUGAUCUCUGGUCGUUCCUCCUUGGGCACAAGAAUCGAGAUUUUCCUGUGACCAAGGAGAUCUUGACAUGCGGCGAGACAGGCCGCUCGUACAGUUGGGCCGACAUCCGCAGCGCAUCCAUUGAGUUUGGCAAGGGAUUGAAGGCACUCUGGGGAUGGAAGGAGGGGGAUGUGCUGGCUUUCUACACGCCCAACUCCAUCGAUACUCCCAUCCUCACCCUCGGUGCCCUCUGGGCAGGCGGGAUCGUCUCGCCUGCCAACCCGCUGUACACGGUCGACGAGCUGGCGUUCCAGCUGCGCGACUCGGGCGCCAAGGCCCUGGUCACGCAGCCAGCCUACCUGGCAACCGCGCUCUCUGCCGCGGAAAAGGCCGGCCUCGCCGCCGAGCGCGUCGUCCUGUUGGGCCCGCAGCGCGAUCCGUCGGGCCGCACCCGCCACUUCUCCAGCAUCAUCCGCAACGCCAGCGGCUGCACAGUACCAGGCAAAGAGGACUAUGCCAAGCCCCCCAUCCGGUGGCAGCCGCGCUCCGACCUCGCCUUCCUCGUCUACAGCUCGGGCACCACGGGCCUGCCCAAGGGCGUCGGGCUGACCCACUACAACAUGGUGGCCAACGUGCUGCAGGCGAGCUACGUGGAGGGCAGCCAGUGGCGCAGCCGCGGCGGGCCCGACGGGAAGGGCGACAAGCAGCUCGGGAUCCUGCCCUUCUUCCACAUCUACGGCCUCACCUGCGGCGUGCUGAUGUCGGUGUACGAAGGGUGGCAGCUGGUGGUGCUGGAGCGGUUCGACAUGGAGAAGGCGCUGCGGGCGAUCGAGACGUACCGGAUCACCUUUACGUAUGUGCCGCCGCCCGUCGUGCUCGCGUUCAGCAAGCACCCGGCGGUGGGACGGUAUGAUCUGAGUUCGCUGAAGGUGAUGCACUCGGGCGCGGCGCCCCUGACGAGGGAACUCACCGAGGCGGUGUGGAACCGGCUGCGCGUGCCGGUGAAGCAGGGGUUUGGCCUGUCCGAGACGAGCGCGGUGGUGUGUUGCCAGGUGGUGGAUGAGUGGGCGAAGUUCAUGGGGUCUGUUGGGAAGUUGAUGCCAAAUAUGGAGGCGAAGAUUGUGGGGGAUGAUGGAAAGGAGGUCGCGGAGGGAGAGGCCGGUGAGCUGUGGCUGAAGGGGCCCAAUGUCUUCCCCGGCUACUUCAAGAACCCAGAGCGCACCAAGGAGGCCUUCUCGUCGGACGGAUUCUUCAAAACGGGCGAUGUGUUUCGGCGAGACAAGCACGGUAACUUCUACUGCGUCGACCGUCUCAAGGAGCUGAUCAAGUACAAUGGCUACCCUGUUCCGCCGGCCGAGCUAGAAGGAGUCUUACUAGGGCACGAGGAAGUCGCAGAUGCCUGCGUGAUUGGCGUCGAGGACCACGCCAAUGCAACCGAAGUGCCGCGGGCAUAUGUCGUCCUCCGGGAAGGCGUGGAGGCGAGCGCGGCCAAGGUGCACGAGCUCGCAGAAUGGGUGGGAGCACAGGUGGCGCCACAUAAGAGGUUGCGCGGCGGCAUACGCUUCGUUGAUCAGGUCCCCAAGUCGCCCAGCGGCAAGGUCCUCAGGAGGGUGAUGCGAGAGCAAGCCAAGAAGGAGCAGCGGGCUUCAGGGGUAAAGUUGUAAACGCCUCUGAUCGUUGAAUCUGUUUGCGCAGAGGCUGAGUGCGGACUGUUAACGCCCCGAUAUCUACUGUAAUAUCUAGUACAUCUUUAGCCAUCCCGUCUAACGCCACAUAUAUGUACGUCCUUACCCUUCGUGCAGUAUGCACUUACAUACAGCCCCAACUAUUGCAUAUCUUACAUUCUUUUUCCUCUUCUUCUCCAGUUCUAUUACCCCAUCCUCUCAGCCUCUUCCAUCAACCGCUCGACACUGAACCUGCCAUCCCCCCUGCCAAACCACUCCAGCAACCUCCUCCUCUCCUCCGCCCUCUCCCUCGCCUUGUUAU